This is a messenger RNA of Hippocampus comes (tiger tail seahorse), 1158 nucleotides long. It is a transcript of the gene dhrs4, whose product is annotated as dehydrogenase/reductase (SDR family) member 4. The coding region runs from base 237 to 1058 and encodes 273 amino acids. The record is from RefSeq and is a predicted model, not a curated record. Lineage: Eukaryota; Metazoa; Chordata; Actinopteri; Syngnathiformes; Syngnathidae. Gene Ontology annotation, molecular function: carbonyl reductase (NADPH) activity. The transcript has 9 exons.
GUUGCGUUUAAUAGCUCGAUACAAAUAGCUGGAAAUCAGACGAUGGCAAUUAAACUAAAAUCGACAACUUUAUCACAGAAUAGAAUGAGUGACAACGUGAAUUUAAAGCAAGUCUAAAUACCCAAACGAACCAAACCGAUAGCCACUGUAAGCUUUUACUGUGGAAGUUCGUUUUUUUUUUAACCCGGAAGAACAACAGUAGUUCCAGUUCACGGAGUGCAGUGAGUCGAAAGGUGAUGUUGAGGGUUGCCUUCAGACGCCUUUCGACCACUCCUGUCACAGGGCAAAGAAGCAUGUCUCAGAGUAGUCUUGCUGGGAAAGUGGCCAUCGUCACGGCCUCGACGGCUGGCAUCGGCUUAGCCGCUGCCUACGCCCUGGGCAAGAGGGGGGCCCACGUGGUGGUGAGCAGCAGGCGGCAGGCCGGCGUGGACAAAGCCGUGGCCCUGCUCAAGAGCCAGGACAUCCAGGUCACCGGCACAACGUGUAAUGUCGGCAACCAAGGCGACCGAGAAAGGCUGCUUCAGACGACUCUGGAUCAGUGCGGCGGCGUUGACAUCCUGGUGUCAAACGCGGCGGUGAACCCUUUCUUUGGAAACCUCAUGGACACCACGGAGGAAGUUUGGGACAAGGUGAUGUCCGUCAAUGUAAAAGCGGCCUUCCUCAUGACCAAGUUGGUGGUACCACAUAUAGCAAAGAGGGGAGGGGGAAAUGUCGUGUUCGUGUCGUCUGUGGCUGCCUACCAACCAAUGCAGGGCUUGGGUGCGUACAGCGUGAGUAAGACGGCCUUGGUGAGUCUGACCCGCGCGCUGGCCCCCGAGCUGGCGCAGAGCAACAUCAGGGUGAACUGCGUGGCCCCCGGCAUCAUCAAAACCCAUUUCAGCACCCCGUUGUGGCAAAAUGACGACAUCAUGGAUGACUUCAAAAAGCAGAUGUGCAUCAAAAGAGUUGGCGAAGCGGAUGAGAUCGGGGGAGUGGUGGCCUUUCUGUGCACAGAGGAGGCUUCGUACAUCACGGGUGAAACGAUCGCAGCGACUGGGGGGAUGGGUGGUCGACUGUAAUUCCUUGAGGAGCAAAACCAUCACUAAAUUACACCUUCCAGAUAUUGUUUCCUUGUUACAUUUGGAAUAGCCACUGUAGGACUGCAGAUAUCCUUUUUUU